AUGUUUUUAACGCGUUCAGAAUAUGACCGUGGUGUCAACACUUUUUCUCCGGAAGGACGGUUGUUCCAAGUCGAAUAUGCUAUUGAAGCUAUCAAGUUGGGCUCAACAACAGUUGGUGUCCGAACAGACGAAGGCGUUGUUCUCGGUGUCGAAAAACGUGUCCAAUCACCACUUAUCGAGUCAAGCUCCAUCGAAAAGAUCAUGGAAAUUGACGCUCACCUUGGUUGUGCAAUGUCUGGCCUAACGGCCGACGCACGGACGAUGAUCGACCAUGCUCGAGUGACCGCACAAAACCACUCAUUCACGUACGACGAGAAGAUCAAAGUGGAGAGCGUUACUCAGGCAGUUUGUGAUCUGGCGCUGCGGUUUGGAGAGAGUGUACACGAUGAGGAUGCUAUGAUGAGUAGACCGUUUGGCGUGGCGCUGCUGAUUGCUGGGAUCGAUGAACUGGGCCCACAAUUAUACCACACAGAUCCUUCUGGCACUUUUGUUCGCUAUCAGGCAAAAGCGAUCGGAUCCGGGUCAGAAGCAGCCCAGGCAGAGCUCCAGGAUAAGUGGCACUCGAAAAUGACUCUGCGAGAAGCUCAAUUACUAACUCUACGUAUACUGAAACAAGUGAUGGAAGAAAAACUCGAUCGUCACAAUGUACAACUGGCUCAAGUCACGAAAGCAAAUGGUUUUGAGAUCUUAGAUGAAGUGAGUCUGACCGCGGUUAUUGAUCAAAUGUAA
Messenger RNA from Lentinula edodes (shiitake mushroom), 729 nucleotides. RefSeq names its product proteasome subunit alpha type 5. Gene Ontology annotation, cellular component: nucleus; proteasome core complex; proteasome core complex, alpha-subunit complex. The record is from RefSeq and is a predicted model, not a curated record. Bases 1 to 729 code for a protein of 242 amino acids. The transcript has 7 exons. Gene Ontology annotation, biological process: proteasome-mediated ubiquitin-dependent protein catabolic process. Lineage: Eukaryota; Fungi; Basidiomycota; Agaricomycetes; Agaricales; Omphalotaceae.